Molecule: messenger RNA, 2804 nt
Organism: Neocloeon triangulifer
Lineage: Eukaryota; Metazoa; Arthropoda; Insecta; Ephemeroptera; Baetidae
Product: optineurin-like
Exons: 14
Coding region: 141-2186 (681 amino acids)
Biological process (GO): regulation of canonical NF-kappaB signal transduction
Cellular component (GO): nucleus; cytoplasm
Molecular function (GO): K63-linked polyubiquitin modification-dependent protein binding
Source: RefSeq, a predicted model, not a curated record
GAUCGCUGCGACCAAUCAGCGUUGAGCAGCGAGAAGUGAAUCAUGGUCGUCGUGAUAAUAAACCUCGCUCGCUAAUUUUCAGCACAAUUGGCCGCAAUUAGUGGAUAUUUCGCGCUGCAGAACGUUUUGAAUGAUCCACAAUGGUAAAGCCAAAUGCAGGGAGUCUCUCAAGGACCGGCAGCAGCGUCGGGCAGGACAAUUCUCGAGGAAGAUCUUCCGGACCUCCGAGCUCGAACACUGACGAUUUGUCUUUUGUCGUCAUCGAUUCCCAAAGCCCUCAAAGUCAUGGGUCAAAUGGAUGUCCGUCCUCCUUGAAUGGAAAUUCCUUGAUGCCAUCAAUGCCCAGUUUAUCCAGUCCAAAUAAUAGCUUGGCCUCGAGUUUGCAAUCAAAUGCUGAGGAACUGAACAUGCAACUGCAGGAAGUGCUGAAAGAUAAGAUUGAGCUGAGAGAAACUCUGAGGCAAAAUAACCUGGCAAUGAAGCAGCAUUUUGCAACUGUGGAGACUUGGCAAGACGAGGUGCAGGGCGUCCUGCUCAGCCACAAAACCAAAUUCGAGGAAAUGAAAUCCAUCAUUUUGAAGCUGAAAAAUGAGAACAAAAGUUUGACGGCCAAGGUGGUGGAUCAGCCUAAAUUUGACGAAACUCUGAAGGAAAAUGAAGAUUUGAAAAACAAGUUGCACGACGUGGAAAGAAAACUGAGCAACCACCAAGCUCUGAUGAAAGAAAAUGCCUCCUUGAAAGAUCACAUCGCCGAGCUGGAGCAGAAAAUUGCUGGGGGCAUGUUGGCGACGGAGGCGCAGGAAAGGGCCGAGCUGAGGUUGAGAGAGUUGUCCGAAGAACGGGUGAUGUGGUUGAGAGACAAGGAGGAGCUCCAGAAUAGGGUCAUUUUGCUGCAGGAAGAACUGACCUCGGUUCAUGCCGAUGGAUUUGUUGUUUUAAACAGUGAGACGCAGAGGGAAACCAACCCUGAGGAGAAGAAACAACUUCUGGGUCCUCAGGAGAAGUUGAACAAUUUCUACGCUGCCAUGGACAAGUACGAGGAGAAAUUGAUGGCCUCUUACAAAACACUGGAAAGUCAAGUUGAUAGUUUUGCGGCCGUUUAUAACUGGUUGGACGAAACGAGAUCGAAAUUGCCGUGCUCGUCGUCAAGUCUCUCUGAAGUAGGAACAUUGAUGGAAAUGGUAUCUCUGAGCUUGAGAGAGGCUCAGAAUAGUAGUACGGGACACAGAUUGAGAUUGGAGGAAGCCAGUCAGCAGCUGGGAAGGCUGAGCAGUGAUUUCCAAGGAUUGCUGCAGGAAUAUUUGGCUCUGAGCAACGAACUGAAAAAUAAUAAGGACUUGUGCCAGCAGACGGUGCAAUCAAACGAGCUGCAAGGAAAGGUCGAUCAUUUGUCGUCGCAGCUUUUGGAUGCCAGGGAAAAACUGACACUGAAGGAGAAAAGUUUGACUCAGCUGAAUGUGACCCUGGCCAAGAAGGAGGCAGAAAUAACACAUCUGGCGCUGGAGAUGCAGAAAAAAUCCAACGAGCCCUCUCAGGAGAUGAAGGAGCAACUGGACCACAUGACAGCGCAGAUGUUCGAAAUGAAGGACAUUCUGGAGCAGAAGGACCGCAACUUGGAAAAGCAGAAUUCGACUAUUGCUGUGAAAGAUGCUAAAUUGGCUCAGAUGGAACUGAGAGUUUCCCAGGCCGAGACGAAAGCCACACAAAAAGAGACGGAGGUGCUCACUAUGCAGAAAAAACUGCAAAGUGUGGAGCAGAGUGCCGAUGCCCUCAAAGCUCAAGCUGAAGUUUACAAAAUGGACUUCGACGAAGAGAGAGAAUCAAGAGAAAAGCUGGCUGCAGAUAAAGAAAAAAUUGCAGACGAACUUCGAGCUGCUCAGCAGGAGAAUCAGCGAUUGACAGCUGAAAUGCAAGCCCUUAAAAGCAGCCAAAGCCAGCCGAGCAUAGUUCCUAGCGCUCCAUCAGUCACUCCAAACACCAGUACUUCAAGACCUCAGGCGCACAAUUACAACACCAUUGCCACGCCAGGAAGGUCCCGAGGAAGCUGGCUGACUGACAGUUUUGAAAGCGGUGACCAGCGGGAACAGCCCAAAUACGAGUGCCCAUUUUGCAAACUUGUGUUCAAGAGUUUACACCCACUGGAGAACCAUGUUGAAUUCUGCGUCAAUGUUGAAAUGUUCCCGUAGUUGUGCUGGUGCCCAGAUUUGACCACAUAACCACUCAAGUCGUUAAAAACUGUUACUCCUCCUCCUAUACAUGAGUUGUGUUUUACUUACAAGAUAUUUUAAUAGUGAUGACUAGAAAGUAAGGUAAAUAGUUAAGAGUUCAAAAGUCAGCAAUACAAAUCUUGCAAUGUAUAACAUUAAUUCUUUGAUGCACAAAUAUUUCAGUUAAUAUUUGUGAAAAUUUAUAUUUGCAGGUUAUUAAAUUUGUUCAAAGUAUAUAUCUGUGCAAUAUAAGAAAAUCAGGACUUCCCAAUCUUGCCUGGACCUUAUAAAGGAUUUAAAUGUGCAUUGAGAUUAUGAGAUUUUUAAAAUUUGUACAAAUUUAUAGAAUCCCCCUGAUGUGUAUGUUAUAUUUUGGUUUCAAAUAAUGUUUUUUAUUAACUAAGCAAAAAUUAUGAAAUUGUAAAUGUUUUAGCAGUGCCAUUAUAUCAUUGGUGCCAUUUUUUUAAUGCAAAGGCACACUGUAUUUUAGCCCAAGGGCGGAAAGACUAUUAAUAAUUCACAGUCAUUUAAUUCAAACUAAAAUAUAUGUUUAGGAUAAUGCGGGAUAAUCUUAUGAAUAACAAUAAAAGAAUAACG